GCUACAGCAACGUCGGGCUCAAUGCCGACCAUCACCCUUUCAUACGCAACGUACGCCGCAGCAGCUUACAAUGAACAAACCGACGUCUACACCUUCAAGAACAUCCGCUUCGCCGCUCCCCCCACUGGUCCCCUCCGCUUCCAGCCUCCGCAGUCGCCGGUUGAUGAGACGAGCUUGGGUGUUCAGGAUGGAAGUGUGGGGAAUACAUGCUAUCAGUCUGAUCCGAUGUGGAUCGUGCUUGAGGAGAUAGCAUUGGCUUCGGCUGCUGCGGCUGCUGCUUCGUCCACGGGGGCGGCGACGAGUACCAGUAGUGCGGCGGCUGCUACCCCUACUCCUCCUCAGAGCGAGGACUGUCUCUUCUUGGAUGUCUAUAUUCCUGGCGGUACCGUUCGCUCCGGUGAUCUCUCCUCGGCGAACUUGCCCGUUAUGGUUUGGGUGUACGGAGGUGGAUACACCAAUGGCUACAAAGAUGAGUUCCCUGGUAACCUUCUCAUCAAUGCCGCCGACAAUCAACUCAUUUAUGUGGCCAUCAACUACCGUCUCGGUGCCUUCGGAUGGUUGGCCGGACCGACAUACCAGUCCAACGCAACUGCAAAUCUUGGACUAUAUGACCAGCGCGCGGCAUUCGAGUGGGUUCAGGAGUAUAUCGAGCUCUUCGGGGGCUCGAAGGAUGAUGUUACGGUAUUCGGAGAGUCAGCUGGUGGUGGAAGUUUGAUGCACCAACUUACGGCAUAUGGCUCCACCGACUCUCCUCCGUUCCAAAAGAUGAUACCCCAGAGUCCGGGAUGGGCACCACAGUACUCGCCCCGUUUGUUGGAGGCACAGUACCAGACACUCCAGGCUGCGGCAAAUUGUACUUCGCUGCAGUGUCUCAAGGAUGCUCCGGCUGAGGUGUUGGCUGCUGCGAGUAACGAAAUUGUCACGAAUGCGCCCUAUGGCUCUUUCGUGUUCGGGCCCGCUGUUGAUGGGACGUUUGUGCCUGCUUUGCCCGGGUAUCUCUUGUUGAUCGGUGCCUUCCCUAAGGAUGUGCAGGUGAUGAGUGGUCACAAUGCCGAUGAGGGCUAUCUCUUCACUCCGAAGAAUAUCUUGAACGAGACUGAUUUCGAGACGUUUGUGUACGGACUCACAAGUACCACCAAUCCCGCUGUGGUGGCCGAGAUUGCGGCACUUUACCCACCUCCAUCAAGCAGCACUCCUUACACCUCCAACUUCGAGCGCGCCUCGCUUGUCACCUCGGAGUUGGUCUUUACGUGCAACACACGCUACCUGGCUACAGCUUUCGGAAACAACACGUACAACUAUCUCUUCGAUGUUCCACCUGCACUUCAUGGACAGGAUAUUCAGUACACUUUCGGUGUUGGUGCCAACCAAACUGUGACAGCCGCCUUGGAGGGAUACUUGACUAGCUUCGCCAGGUUUGGCAAUCCGAGUGAGGGUAGGGCAGCGGGUACGCCGGAGUUCCCGGUUUAUGGCGAGGCGGCCAACCUGUUGGAGCUUGGGAUUGAUGGGUUCCCAGUGGUACCCGAUAGUAACGCGAACGCAAGGUGUGAGUUCUGGCAGAAGGCGUUGUAC
This is a messenger RNA of Saitoella complicata NRRL Y-17804, 1572 nucleotides long. RefSeq names its product alpha/beta-hydrolase. The record is from RefSeq and is a predicted model, not a curated record. NCBI's taxonomy places the organism in Eukaryota, Fungi, Ascomycota, Saitoellomycetes, Saitoellales, Saitoellaceae. The annotation marks the transcript as partial. The transcript has a single exon.